This is a messenger RNA of Fraxinus pennsylvanica, 459 nucleotides long. NCBI's taxonomy places the organism in Eukaryota, Viridiplantae, Streptophyta, Magnoliopsida, Lamiales, Oleaceae. The record is from the annotation of a GenBank genome assembly.
AUGCGAGUAAAUCAAGAGCUAAUUGGAAGUUCUUCCGGCCAGGUCAAGCCACCGGUUGCAACCUCCAGCGCUACCGCCUCUGCCUCUGCGAUCAGUCCGGCGAAGGUCACCGAGCGUUCGGUGGCAAACGCGUUAGAGCCGGAAAUUGUGAGGCCGAGGAUUAUGGCGGUCGCUUCUCCUAUUGCUGGCCAGUGUAUUAGACACGAUGAUCAGCAGAAGAUCGGGGUUUUUUUGGAGCGAUGUUACUAUUGUGGGAAGAAAAUUGCUAAAGACUCUGAGGUGUACAUGUACAGUGACUUUUGUGCUUUCUGCUCUGUUGAGUGUCGUGGUUUGCAGAUUGAACAAGACCAAUUGGCAAAGAAAGAUGCAGCAAAACAUAAGCAGAAGGAAAAAGGAUCGAACUGUCUUAAUGUUCUUCUGGACCAACUGAUAAAGGAAAUGGGAGCAUCCCAGCUUUGA